Molecule: messenger RNA, 1626 nt
Organism: Auanema sp. JU1783
Lineage: Eukaryota; Metazoa; Nematoda; Chromadorea; Rhabditida; Rhabditidae
Source: the annotation of a GenBank genome assembly
AUGGACGACGUGGAUGCUCUUCUGGAGGAUGCUCUCGAUCCAAAAAAAUCUGUAGAGGGUAAUGAUUCCAAGGAAAACUCCGAUGGCGGACGUAGGCCUCGUAGCCGAUCACCGAGUGAUGAGCGCAGAAAGCAAAAAGGUAGUUCUAGCAGGGACCAUCGAAGAAGUUCUUCUCGUGAUCGUAAGAGACGUUCUCGUUCUCGUGAUAGACGCAGUAAAAGCAAAGAAAGAAAAAGAAGCCGUAGUCGCGACAAAAAGAGAAGCCGUAGUCGAGAUCGUGAUAGACGCGGUGGAUACAGAAGAUCCAGAUCUCGUUCAUAUGAGCGAAGGCGCAGACGCUCACGUUCGAGAGAUAGACCUCGCGUGCUUGAUCAUAGAGACAGAAGAUCUCCCAGAAGAAGACUACCAGGGCCUGAGCGUAGGGAUGUCAUGCCGUUCACAGCUCGUACAUCCCCUCCAAAAAAUGCUAGAACAGAUUUAUCUCCAGAAGAAAGAGAUCACCGAACAUUAUUUAUUCUACAGAUUGCCAGACAGACAAGACCUAGGGAUCUUGAAGAGUUUUUCAGUUCAGUAGGAGCUGUCAGAGAUGUUCGUAUAAUCACUGAUUCCAGAACUGGAAGGUCGAAGGGAAUAGCCUAUGUUGAAUUUUGGGAAGAAGAAAGUGUUAAUCUAGGGUUGGCCCUACAUGGUCAGAAGCUACUUGGCGCACCACUGGUGAUUCAAAGAACUUGUGCUGAGAGAAACAGGGCUGCUAAUGCCACAGCUACAGUUGGCUCUGCUCUAGGGUUCGGGCCUGCCAAUAGCAAAGGACCAUGUAAACUGCAAAUUGUUAAUCUUCAUCCCAACAUCAGUGAAUCUAUGCUCGAAUCUGUUUUCGAGCCUUUUGGUCACUUGCAACAUUGUAGAAUUCGUAAAGAAGCGGGAGGUGUAGGAGUUGGUUUUGUUACUUUUGCUAAAACAGAAGAUGGAACGAAAGCAGCUGAGCAAUUGAAUGGCUUUGAAUUAGCAGGAAACAAUAUCAGAGUGAGCAUACUCGAUGAGGAAGAUGAAUCUGCGAAGCAGAGGAGUUUGGAUGAUAUUAUGGAAGACAAGCAAGGAAUUGCUCUAGGAGGUCAAGGUGGUAGAAUUCAACUGAUGGCCAAGUUAGCACAAGGAACAGGAAUUGAAUUAUCCCAACAAGCGCAACAAACAUUACAAACUCAACAAGCACAACAAAAUGAUCCUUCCAUUCCGUCCAUUGCCACGCAAUGCUUCAUGCUGUCGAAUAUGUUUGAUCCUGUCAAGGAAACCGAGCCUUCAUGGGAAGAAGAUGUCAAACAGGAUGUUAUUGAGGAAUGUGCUAAAAAUGGUGGCGCUCUCCAUGUUUAUGUCGAUAAAGCCAGUGCGCAAGGAAAUGUUUAUGUUAAAUGUCCUUCAGUCACAGUGGCUCAUCGUAGUGUUACUGCUCUUCAUGGAAGAUGGUUCAGUGGAAAAAUUAUUACGGCGAAUUAUGUGCCAGUUAACUCUUACCAUGAUUUAUUCCCAGAAGCUUUAAGUUUGACGACUCCCAUUGCUCCUAGACCAUACGGAUCUAUGCCUUCACAUCAAAUGAGUGUAUAUUCCCAACAAGGCUUCGGUGUCAGAUAG